CAAUGGGAUUCAGGAAGCACUCAGAGUCGACCCGCUUACAAUGAAAAUGCGGUGAAGAGCUGCAGAAGAAGACCAAUAGCUACUGCAGAGGCGGUGUUCUGACUCUCCCUCUCCCUCUUUCUCUCUCUAGUCCCCAUCUCGCAAGCGGUAGUGGAGGAAAAGGUCUAUCUGGGCAGGAGGGCGGGUGGGGGUAAGGAUGAAGGUUCAGCUUCCUCGCCUUACUACUUCACUCAGAGAUAACUACGACGUCGAUCGUGCCUACGUCGAAAGAAAAUGGACCCUUCGGGACCUCGAACGACUCCGGUUAAGGACAAAUGAUUCUCAAUAUCGACGUAAAAUCCUCUGCAAAUGGGAUGAAGAUCAUCCUGUUGAUGCAGCCUCUGAUGAUGUCAAACAAGCUUACAGACAAUUUCUUGGAGCAGUAAUUGAGUUGACCAAUGGUGAGACAGAUGCUGAGGAAUUAAAAGAGGUCAUGAGAGCAACUUAUGCGAUCUUCUCUGCAUCAGACACUGAUUAUGAUAGAAAUAAGUGGAUUUUGGAGAAAAAGGGGAUGUUGCAGACACUUUUGGGAUUUACACCUUCUAACGCGAGCAUUGAAAACAUAGCCUUGCUAGUGCAGAAGCUUUCUACGUUGCAGUCAACUAAUUUUGAGAAUACAUUUAGUCAGGAAGACCAGUCAGCUGGACUUUGUGACCUUACUGAUGAAUUUGGCAUUGGCUUGGAUUUUCAAGCACCCAAAAGGUUUCAAGUUGAGUCAGUCUUUUCAGAUGCUUUAUCGCCAAUCGAAGUGCAAUCAAGUCAUUCGCUUUUACUUCUUGAGGAAGAGAAUGACCAGUUCAAUUUUCCACAAAGAGAAGGAAAUGUGAGCUUAUAUUGGUUGAAAGAAGCAUGUGAUAACAUAGUCAAGAACGGCUGUUCUAAUCUUUCUGGGGAUGAAUUAGCAAUGGCCCUUUGUCGAGUACUUGAGUCUAAUAAAGCAGGCGAUGAGAUAGCUGGGGACCUGUUAGAUCUUGUUGGUGACAGCGCAUUUGAAACGGUUCAAGAACUAUUGUUGCAUCGAAAGGAGCUAGUUGAUUCCAUUCAUCAUGGCAUCCUUGUUUUAAAAGCCGAGAAAGCAAAUGCAGGUGCUCAACCAAAGAUGCCUAGCUAUGGCACACAAGUCACUAUUCAGACAGAGUAUGGAAAACAAAUAGACAAACUUCGCCGCAAAGAAGAGAAAAAGCAGAAACGAAAUUCAGAACGUGGUGCUGAGAAUGACCAAUUAUCUGCAGUUGGAAGCUUUUCAUCUUUACUACAAGCCAGUGAAAGGAAAAAGCCUUGUGAUGAUUUUAUUGGGAUGGGAGAAGAUAACAGCUUACCUAUUACUGCCCUUCCUCAAGGGACAACUAGAAAUUACUGUAAGGGUUACGAAGAAGUCAUAAUACCCCCAGCUCCAACAGCUCAGAUGAAGCCUGGGGAGAGGCUGAUUGAAAUUUCAGAAUUAGAUGAUUUUGCUCAAGCUGCAUUUCAUGGUUAUAAAAGCCUCAACCGCAUUCAGAGCCACAUAUUUCAAGCAGCAUAUCGCACAAAUGAGAACAUACUUGUUUGUGCACCAACUGGAGCUGGGAAGACCAAUAUAGCAAUGAUUGCUAUUUUGCAUGAAAUCAGGCAACAUUUUAAGGAUGGGUUUUUGCAUAAGUCUGAAUUCAAAAUUGUUUAUGUUGCUCCAAUGAAGGCUUUAGCUGCUGAGGUGGCCUCAACCUUUAGUAAUCGCUUGCUUCCUUUGAAUAUGACUGUAAAAGAACUUACGGGUGACAUGCAGCUUUCCAAGAAUGAACUUGAAGAGACACAGAUGAUUGUUACAACACCUGAAAAAUGGGAUGUGAUUACUCGGAAAAGCAGUGAUAUGUCAAUGUCAAUGCUUGUCAAACUUUUAAUCAUUGAUGAAGUACAUUUGCUGAAUGAUGAGAGAGGUCCUGUAAUAGAGGCAUUAGUUGCUCGAACACUUCGUCAGGUUGAGUCAACGCAAAGUAUGAUCCGAAUUGUCGGUCUCUCAGCUACACUGCCAAAUUACCUACAGGUGGCACAAUUUUUAAGGGUCAAUUGUGAGACAGGGUUAUUCUUUUUCGACUCUAGCUACCGGCCGGUGCCUCUUGCGCAAUGCUAUAUUGGAAUAAGUGAACGUAAUUUUAUCACUCGAUAUCAAUUGCUGAAUGAGAUAUGUCAUAACAAGGUUGUGGAGUCAUUGAAGAAUGGGCAUCAGGUGAUGGUAUUUGUCCACUCGAGAAAAGACACUGGGAAGACAGCGAGGACUUUGGUUGAAUUUGCCCAGAGGAAUGAUGAACUGUCAUUAUUCCAGAGUAAUGAGCAUCCACAAUUUUCUUUAAUAAAGAAAGAAGUACAGAAGUCCAGAAAUAGAGAACUUGUUGAGCUGUUCGAUUCUGGUUUUGGCAUUCACCAUGCUGGAAUGUUGCGUGCUGAUAGAAGUCUGACUGAGCGACUAUUCUCUGAUGGCCUCUUGAAGGUUUUGGUUUGCACUGCAACAUUGGCCUGGGGAGUUAACCUACCUGCUCAUACAGUUGUGAUAAAGGGGACCCAGCUAUAUGAUCCAAAAGCUGGGGGAUGGCGAGAACUGGGGAUGCUUGAUGUUAUGCAGAUUUUUGGUCGUGCUGGCCGACCACAAUUUGACAAAAGUGGUGAAGGAAUUAUUAUCACAACACAUGAUAGGUUGGCCUACUAUUUGCGACUCUUGACCAACCAGCUUCCAAUAGAAAGUCAGUUUGUGAGUUCUUUGAAGGAUAACAUGAAUGCAGAGGUGGUCUUAGGCACUGUUACAAAUGUUAGGGAGGCUUGUGCUUGGCUUGGAUAUACAUAUCUUUUCAUCAGAAUGAGAACUAACCCUCUUGCAUAUGGUGUAGGGUGGGAAGAGGUCAUUGCUGAUCCUUUGUUGCUUUCCAAGCAAAGGUCUCUGAUAAUAGAUGCAGCACGUGCUCUUGAUAAGGCCAAAAUGAUGAGGUUUGAUGAGAAGAGUGGAAAUUUUUAUUGCACCGAGCUUGGUCGUAUAGCAAGCCAUUUUUAUAUUCGAUAUUCUAGUGUUGAGACAUACAAUGAAAUGUUGAGGCGCCAUAUGAAUGAUAGCGAGAUAAUUACAAUGGUGUCACAUUCUUCUGAGUUUGAGAACAUUGCUGUUAGAGAAGAAGAGCAACAAGAAUUGGAAACAUUAGUUAGAACAUCAUGUCCAUUAGAAGUUCGAGGUGGACCUGGUGAUAAAUAUGGGAAGAUCUCUAUCCUCAUCCAGGUUUUUAUAUCAAGGGGGUCGUUGGAUAGUUUUUCCUUGGUUGCAGAUGCUGCAUAUAUUAGUGCAAGCCUGGCCCGUAUUAUGCGUGGCCUUUUUGAAAUUUGUCUGCGGCGCGGCUGGAGUGAAAUGUCUUCUCUUUUGUUGGGAUAUUGCAAAGCUGUUGAUCGCCAGAUUUGGCCUCACCAACAUCCGCUUAGGCAGUUUGACAAAGACAUUUCACAAGAUAUAUUGAGGAGACUUGAAGAUAGAGAUGCAGACCUGGACCAUCUCCAUGAAUUGGAUGAAAAGGACAUUGGUGCUUUAAUCCAUUACUUUCCUGGGGGAAAGAUCAUCAAACAAUACCUUCCAUAUUUCCCAUGGGUGCAUUUGUCUGCUACCGUGAGUCCAAUUACCAGGACAGUUUUGAAGGUUGAUUUGCUUAUAACACCUGAUUUCCUAUGGAAGGAUCGUUUUCAUGGUGCUGCUGAAAGGUGGUGGAUUCUUGUCGAGGACUCUGAGAAUGACCACAUUUAUCAUUCUGAGCUCUUCACAUUGACCAAGAAGAUGGCAAGAGGAGGACCUCAGAAGAUCAAUUUUACAGUGCCACUUUUUGAACCACAUCCUGCCCAGUAUUACAUUCGUGCUGUUUCAGAUUCUUGGUUACAGUCUGAGGCCAUUCACGCUAUUUCUUUUCUGAAUCUUACUCUACCUGAGGCAGAUACGUUACACACAGAGUUGCUUGAUCUGAAACCUCUACCUGUAACUUCCCUUGGAAAUGAGAUUUACGAGCAACUAUUCAAAUUCUCACACUUUAACCCCAUCCAGACGCAGGUUUUUCAUGUACUUUACCACACAGACCAGAGUGUUUUGUUAGGUGCUCCUACUGGAAGUGGGAAAACUAUAUGUGCAGAACUUGCAAUCUUUCAUCUCUUUAACAUGCAACCUGAUAUGAAGGUGGUCUACAUUGCUCCCUUGAAAGCUAUUGUCCGUGAGAGAAUGAACGAGUGGCAAAAUAGGCUUGUUUCUGUCCUUGGGAAAAAGAUGGUUGAAAUGACAGGGGAUUUUACACCAGACCUGAUGGCUUUACUGUCGGCAGAUAUCAUUAUUUCUACACCAGAGAAAUGGGAUGGGAUUAGCCGUAAUUGGCAUAUAAGGACCUAUGUCAUGAAGGUAGGGCUGAUGAUAUUGGAUGAGAUCCACUUGCUUGGUGCUGAUCGUGGGCCUAUUCUUGAGGUAAUUGUCUCAAGAAUGAGAUACAUAUCCUCACAAACAGAGCGUGCUGUAAGAUUUGUAGGGCUUUCUACUGCAUUAGCCAAUGCACGUGAUCUGGCAGAUUGGCUUGGCGUUAGUGAUAUGGGGCUGUUUAAUUUCAAGCCUAGUGUCAGGCCUGUGCCUCUUGAAGUUCACAUUCAGGGGUACCCUGGGAAAUUUUAUUGUCCACGGAUGAAUGGCAUGAAUAAACCUUCUUAUGCAGCCAUUUGUACUCACUCACCUACCAAACCUGUUCUUAUAUUUGUGUCAUCCCGCCGUCAAACGAGGCUGACGGCACUAGAUCUCAUUCAGUUUGCUGCUUCUGAUGAGCGGCCGAGGCAGUUCUUGAAUAUGCCAGAGGAAGAGCUGCAGAUGGUCCUUGUUCAGGUUAAGGAUCUUAGUUUAAGGCAUACUUUGCAGUUUGGCAUUGGUUUGCACCAUGCUGGUUUAAAUGAUAAAGAUAGAGCUUUGGUUGAGGAGAUGUUCGGGAACAACAGGAUCCAGGUCUUGGUCAGUACAAGCACUCUAGCAUGGGGCGUGAAUCUGCCAGCACAUCUGGUGAUAAUAAAGGGAACUGAAUUCUAUGAUGGGAAGGCAAAGAGAUAUGUUGACUUCCCAAUUACAGAUAUCUUGCAAAUGAUGGGCCGUGCAGGUCGACCACAGUAUGAUCAGCAAGGAAAGGCUGUCAUUCUUGUUCAUGAGCCAAAAAAGAGUUUCUACAAAAAGUUCUUAUAUGAGCCAUUUCCAGUGGAGAGCAGUCUGAAGGACCAGUUGCACGAUAAUAUCAAUGCUGAGAUUGUUUCUGGUACCAUCUGUAAUAAAGAAGAUGCUGUGUAUUAUCUCACAUGGACUUAUUUGUUCCGGCGUUUGGUGGUGAAUCCUGCUUAUUAUGGAUUGGAGGACGCUGAUACCAGAACUGUGAAUUCUUAUUUAUCAAGGUUGGUGCAGAAUACAUUGGAGGAUUUGGAAGAUAGUGGAUGCAUAAAGAUUAAUGAGAACAAUGUUGAACCUUUAAUGUUGGGAACCGUAGCUUCUCAAUAUUAUCUUAGUUACAUGACAGUGUCGAUGUUUGGAUCAAACAUUGGACCAGAUACUUCUCUUGAAGUUUUCUUGCACAUUCUUUCUGGUGCAACAGAAUAUGAUGAGCUCCCAGUGAGGCACAAUGAGGAGAAUAUUAACAAAACAUUAACAGAAAAAGUUCGAUAUCUUGUGGAUGAGCAAUGCCUUGAUGAUCCACAUGUCAAAGCAAAUCUGCUUUUCCAGUCUCACUUUUCACAGUUAGAGUUGCCAAUCUCGGACUACGUUACAGACAUGAAAUCAGUUUUGGAUCAAAGCAUACGGAUUAUCCAAGCUAUGAUCGACAUUUGUGCAAACAGUGGCUGGCUUUCAAGUGCAAUCACAUGCAUGCAUCUUCUACAGAUGGUUAUGCAGGGACUGUGGUUUGAUCAAGAUUCGCCACUGCUAAUGCUUCCGUGCAUGAGUAGUGAUCUUCUAAGGUUCCUCAAUAAAGUAGGUAUUAACAGCAUCCAACAAUUAGUAGAGCUCGGGAAGAUGAAUUUGCAGAAAAUGGUUUCCAGUUUUCCAUCUGCUUCUCUCAUAGUUCAGGAAAUAGAGCUUUUCCCUUUUCUUCAAGUGAGAAUAAAGCUUGAGAGAAAUGUCAAGGAUGGUUCCAGACCAUCAAUUCUUAUUGUCAAAUUAGAAAGCCUGAAUUCUCGGCGGAAAACCACAAGAGCCUUUGCCCCACGUUUUCCAAAGAUAAAAGAAGAAGCAUGGUGGUUGAUACUAUGCAAUGAUGCGACCUCAGAACUAUACACUCUAAAGAGAGUGAGUUUGUCAAAGCAUGUGGUGACUCGCAUGAAUUUUCCGUCAGAACCAUCCAAUCUAAAGGGAAUGAAGCUCAUUCUAAUGUCAGAUUGUUACUUAGGUUAUGAACUGGAGUAUCCUAUUGAAGAACUCAUCUAAUUUGCAGCCUGUUCCAGCUACGAAUGUGGCCCGAGAGUUUUUCUCAUUGGCCAGUAUGAGAUCAUUGCUUCACUCAAAUGGGCUUAUGUUUUUGCCUAAAAGACUAGUGGAAAAUGGUAAACUCAAAAGCAAUUGUUCAUCCAACACUUUUAGGCAAUUUUGUAAAAGAUCUCAUAUGGCGUGAGAAUAGUUUUGUUUUGAAGAUGCUGGGAACGUUGGAGGCUUAUGUAGCCAUCAAGGGCUGAGCCACAUGUAACCAAGGGGAGGCACAGCCGCACAGGUCCCCUCGGCAUGCUCAAAAGUAAAUUAAAUACUUGUUAUCUCUCUUAUGUACCGUGCAAUUAAAAGGUACAAGUGCUUUAUUUUA
Messenger RNA from Nymphaea colorata (pocket water lily), 6836 nucleotides. RefSeq names its product DExH-box ATP-dependent RNA helicase DExH14. Gene Ontology annotation, molecular function: ATP binding; ATP hydrolysis activity; nucleic acid binding. The record is from RefSeq and is a predicted model, not a curated record. Bases 197 to 6469 code for a protein of 2090 amino acids. The transcript is spliced from 49 exons. Lineage: Eukaryota; Viridiplantae; Streptophyta; Magnoliopsida; Nymphaeales; Nymphaeaceae.